Messenger RNA from Stylonychia lemnae, 1269 nucleotides. NCBI's taxonomy places the organism in Eukaryota, Ciliophora, Spirotrichea, Sporadotrichida, Oxytrichidae. The record is from the annotation of a GenBank genome assembly.
AUGUUCUAGAAUAAUUUUUACAUUGUUUAACUCUUCUUGCAGGUGAUAUUCUACUCAGAUGAUUUCAGGAUAACUACAUAUUACACAGGCAUUAAUUCUUUGGCAUUAAAUUUACUUGGAGAUUCUUUGGCAAUCUUUGUCAAUAACAGAGCCCAAUACUAAUUAGGAUGCUAGUCAAUGAUGAUAAUUGGAUCUGGGCUAAUGUUUUUGCAGGUUACAAAUAUCCAUCUUUACAGCUUUGAAACUGAUCAGUAUUAUGAGGGAACCUUUUACUUAGUAUGGCUUUAUGUUACAUCAUUCUUUGGAGGUCUUGGAUAUCAGAUGUGUUGGCAAGGAGGAGCUAAUUAUUGUUUAAAUAUAUACAACUCAGCAAAUAUUUACCCAAAAUAGAAGGCUUAUCAGUAUUUAGUACACUUAGACAAUAUAGGAUUAGUUUUAGCUUUUGUGAUAAUAGGAUCAGCAUCAACAACCUAAGAUUAUAUUACUUAUCCUCACCUUGUUGACACUUUUAUGAUUGUUAGUAUGGCUUCAUUUGCUCUUAUUUUAAGUCUUCCGAGACCAGGUUAUGAAACAUAGAGGUAAAUCAAAGAUCAUCUAGGUCCUUCUGUCUUUAUCACAGAAAUAAUGAAAUUAAAGUGGAUUUAUUUUAUUCCUGUAAUGCUAGUAAAGGCAAUAGUGAAAUCCUUUUGCUAUUGUAUGGCUAUUCUUUAUCUUUCUGAAGGAGUAGUUAGUAAUAAGGAUCAGCCCCUAUAAUUUUUACUAUACUGCUGUUCAAUGUACGGAGUAGGAAAAGCUCUGAGAUCUAUUACAAUAUAGUACAAGGUUUUUUUUGCAAACCCGUGCAGAUUUAUUUUCGGCUCUCUAUGUAUGCUUGGUCUGCUUACUGCAGCAUUAGUAUUGCUUGUUGAAUAUGAACAAGCAAUUUAUGAUUACUAUGAAGAUUAAAGCAGAGAUUAUUGGUGCAAUAUUUGCUAUGCAAUUAUGCUAUUUUUGGGAAUUUCAAUGCAUGCUACCCAUGGCUUAUUGUAGUCGUUGAUAGCUAGAGUUGAAUUUAAUCAGGACCUUACAGAUUCAAUUGAUGCACUUACUACUUUAUUUAUGGUUCCAUUCUGCUAUUUUUAAGCACUUGCAUAUCAUGGAAGAGAUUCAUUCAGAUUAUAUUUGAUUUUUACUUUUGUAUUCUGUUAAGUUGUUGUGUUGUUACAGUUUUAUUGCUACAGAGCAGUUUUAAUAUAAAGGUAAUAUGAUUAUGGCUCAAUCUAUUUUUGA